GUGGAGCUCUAAAGACGGCGUCUAAGAUCCGUUCAGGGCACUUGUCGCUAAAGGAGUCGUUGUGUCAGCAUGACAUCCCAUUACAAGGUGGUCGUUGUGGGGGCCGGUGCUGCCGGCAUAGCCGCAGGUACCAAGCUUCUUGAGAAGGGAUUCACAGACUUUGUGAUUCUUGAGUCCGAAUUCAGAAUAGGAGGAAGAAUUCAUACUGUUGCAUUUAAUGAUAAUCUGGUUGAUCUUGGAGCCCAAUAUUGUCAUGGACAAACCGGCAAUGUUGUGUAUGAAAUGGCUAGCCCUUUCAAUAUUUUGGAGUCUUCGGUGACUGGAACUAAUAUGGGGUUUGCUCUAUCGAAUGGUGAAGAGUUUCCGCGAGAGUUAGCAGAGGGUAUGAUGACAGUUUGUCUCGAGAUAAUGGAAGAAUCUAAGACACAAAAUAUAAGCCCCAACGAAUGCCUAGGCCAGUACAUGACCUCACAGUUUGGGAAAUAUGUAGAUGCUGAUUGUAAAACACAGAAGCAACGUGAUUUGUGUUGGAGCUUCCUGGAUUGGUUCCAUCGGUUUGAAAAUGCUAGUGAUGGGUCAGAUUCUUGGUUUGAAACAUCCCUCUUAGGCAACAGUGAAUACAGAGAAUGUGAGGGUGAUCUCACUCUCUCAUGGAAAAAUGUUGGUUUUAAACGAAUCCUGGAUAUUAUGAUGCGGAGAUGCCCGAAUCCUGCCAUGCUUAUUAGGUUGGAGCCUAAAAUACAUUUGGGAAAGGAAGUUACAAAGAUUCAGUGGGAAUGUAAUUCUAGCGGCCAUAUCUUGUUGCAUUGCUUAGAUGGAUCAAAGUAUACUGCAGAGAAAGUCCUCCUGACUGUCUCACUGGGGGUGCUAAAAGAACAAUCUGGUCAUCUUUUUGAGCCAGAGUUACCAGAGGCAAAACUAACUGUCAUAAGAGGCCUAUCCAUGGGUACAGUGAAUAAAAUCUUGCUGAAAUUUACUGAAAUUUGGUGGCCGAAAGACAUAGCUGGGUUCAGUUUUAUUUGGACACAAGCUGACACAGCAGAAUUUAAGGAGAAUCUUUCAGAAGAUAGUAACAAAAAGUGGCUUUUAGAUGUAUUUGGGUUCUACCAAUAUCACAGCCAGCCGGGUGUAUUAUGUGGCUGGGUUGUCGGAGAAUCUGCCCGCAUCAUGGAAAAUUGUACAAUAGAUGUGAUAAAAGCUGGAUGUCAAGAGUUGCUAGAAAGAUUUUUGGGUGAUACUUAUCAAAUACCACUUAUUCAUUCAUUGAUCAGAUCGAGUUGGUAUUCAAACCGCAACUUCAGAGGUUCUUAUAGUUUCCGUAGCAUGGAAAGUGAACAGCUAGGAGCAAAGGCCACUGGACUUGCAGAGCCCGUGUUGAACUCAAAAAAUGAGGAGGUGUUGCUGUUCGCUGGAGAAGCCACUCAUGAGCAUUUCUUCUCGACUGUGCAUGGAGCUAUAGAGUCUGGGUGGCGAGAAGCAAAUCGCAUCACAGAACAUUACAAAAGUGAAACAGAAGUUGAGAAUAUUUGAAAGUGGCAGAGAAGUAAAUAAGAUACAUCAAGACCAAUUUUUUCACUUUUUAUAAUUUACUUUUCAAAUGAUGUAAAACCAAUGUGAACAUUCUUUAAUAUAGUUUUGUCAAUAUAAUUAGAUUUAUAAACAGUUCACAAUUUAUCUUUAGACUGCUACAUUAUGCGAAAUUUGGGUAUGGGGGAAACAUUGAUGUCGGCAGUUAGCCUUAGUAAAAGUGUUCCUUCUCUUCAGUCAUUUUUAAAAUUUUGUUUUGUUUUGUAUUUCCUUCUAUUUAAUGUAAGAUUUAUAAUGUACCUUUUUAUGCCAAAGAUAGUUAUAGUAUUGUAUUUAUCUCAUUCCAGUUUUUUAUUGAAUGUAUUUAUUUAGACUAAGUUAUACUGAAAAACCAAAGACAAGCAUUAUUUGUACUUUUAAAAAUUCUUUCUCACGUUUUGUGCCUUCGUAAAGGGGCUAAAACUUUUAGAAUCCCUGGUUCAGUCCAGUCGUACCACCUUUCGGUGUACAGCCUCCUUAUCAAUUAAAUGAGUCAUGGCCAGUCAAGUACUACAAUUUUUCAGGCUUGAGCAACAAAAACCACGAGUGAGCUUUUUUUUUCAUUC
Messenger RNA from Frankliniella occidentalis (western flower thrips), 2132 nucleotides. RefSeq names its product spermine oxidase-like. Bases 70 to 1530 code for a protein of 486 amino acids. The record is from RefSeq and is a predicted model, not a curated record. Gene Ontology annotation, molecular function: polyamine oxidase activity. The transcript is spliced from 8 exons. Lineage: Eukaryota; Metazoa; Arthropoda; Insecta; Thysanoptera; Thripidae.